AUGGGUCAGUUUAAGCAUCAUAAAAAAAACAACUUUAAAAAGAACUACGAUAAUGAUUUUAAAAUGGGAAAAAUAAUUUUGGGAGGGACAUAUUUUAAAUCUUGUGAAAAUGAUUUAGUAAUAAAAAAUUCGUUAGAAAAUUUAGUCCCAUAUUUUAAUGGUAGAAUAUUUUUAGAAAAUAAAGAAGAAAUAGGAAAGGUUGAAGAAGUUUUAGGGCCAAUUAAUGAAUUCUAUUUUUCAGUUAAAUUGAAAGAAGGAAUACUAGCAAAAUCUUUUUCAAGUGAUACUAAAUUUUAUAUUGAUGAGUCUCAAACUUUACCUUUAAGUAGAUUUUUGCCACAAGACAAAAGCGCAGAAAAGAAAAAUCCAAAGAAGAAAAAGACAAAUAGGGAUAAGAAAAAAAACAGCAACAAUAAUGUCAAUAAAAAUUUUAAUAAGCAAAAUAAAUUCGGAUCAGGAGGAAAAAAUCGAAAUGAUCGAAAUAAUUGGAAUAACUCAGGAGGUAAUAAUUUUGGUGGGGGAAAUCGCAAUAAAGGCAAUAGCAAUUUCAAGAACAGAUCGAAUAGUGGUCGUAAAUUUGGAAAUCAACGGGGUAGAUUUUGA
This is a messenger RNA of Plasmodium berghei ANKA, 603 nucleotides long. RefSeq names its product H/ACA ribonucleoprotein complex subunit 1, putative. The record is from RefSeq and is a predicted model, not a curated record. Gene Ontology annotation, molecular function: box H/ACA snoRNA binding. Gene Ontology annotation, cellular component: box H/ACA snoRNP complex. The transcript has a single exon. Bases 1 to 603 code for a protein of 200 amino acids. NCBI's taxonomy places the organism in Eukaryota, Apicomplexa, Aconoidasida, Haemosporida, Plasmodiidae. Gene Ontology annotation, biological process: snoRNA guided rRNA pseudouridine synthesis; ribosome biogenesis.